Molecule: messenger RNA, 1222 nt
Organism: Homo sapiens (human)
Lineage: Eukaryota; Metazoa; Chordata; Mammalia; Primates; Hominidae
Gene: ID1
Product: inhibitor of DNA binding 1
Exons: 1
Coding region: 100-549 (149 amino acids)
Biological process (GO): negative regulation of DNA-templated transcription; circadian rhythm; positive regulation of gene expression
Cellular component (GO): nucleus; cytoplasm
Molecular function (GO): transcription regulator inhibitor activity; protein dimerization activity
Source: RefSeq, marked reviewed
AUUCCACGUUCUUAACUGUUCCAUUUUCCGUAUCUGCUUCGGGCUUCCACCUCAUUUUUUUCGCUUUGCCCAUUCUGUUUCAGCCAGUCGCCAAGAAUCAUGAAAGUCGCCAGUGGCAGCACCGCCACCGCCGCCGCGGGCCCCAGCUGCGCGCUGAAGGCCGGCAAGACAGCGAGCGGUGCGGGCGAGGUGGUGCGCUGUCUGUCUGAGCAGAGCGUGGCCAUCUCGCGCUGCGCCGGGGGCGCCGGGGCGCGCCUGCCUGCCCUGCUGGACGAGCAGCAGGUAAACGUGCUGCUCUACGACAUGAACGGCUGUUACUCACGCCUCAAGGAGCUGGUGCCCACCCUGCCCCAGAACCGCAAGGUGAGCAAGGUGGAGAUUCUCCAGCACGUCAUCGACUACAUCAGGGACCUUCAGUUGGAGCUGAACUCGGAAUCCGAAGUUGGAACCCCCGGGGGCCGAGGGCUGCCGGUCCGGGCUCCGCUCAGCACCCUCAACGGCGAGAUCAGCGCCCUGACGGCCGAGGUGAGAUCCAGAUCCGACCACUAGAUCAUCCUUAUACCGACGGGGAAACGGAGGCCAGAGAGGGCGUGGGCGCUUGCACCACUUCCGUCCCAUCCUUGCGGGUACCUGGCUAUGCGGGGGUGCCUAAGGAGCCUGGAAAAAGCGCUCCCCCGUCGUGCUUCCUGGGGAAGGGGGCGUUCGCUGCGCUCGGAGCGGCGUCCCUUCCAACCCGCCGGUCUCAUUUCUUCUCGUUUUCACAGGCGGCAUGCGUUCCUGCGGACGAUCGCAUCUUGUGUCGCUGAAGCGCCUCCCCCAGGGACCGGCGGACCCCAGCCAUCCAGGGGGCAAGAGGAAUUACGUGCUCUGUGGGUCUCCCCCAACGCGCCUCGCCGGAUCUGAGGGAGAACAAGACCGAUCGGCGGCCACUGCGCCCUUAACUGCAUCCAGCCUGGGGCUGAGGCUGAGGCACUGGCGAGGAGAGGGCGCUCCUCUCUGCACACCUACUAGUCACCAGAGACUUUAGGGGGUGGGAUUCCACUCGUGUGUUUCUAUUUUUUGAAAAGCAGACAUUUUAAAAAAUGGUCACGUUUGGUGCUUCUCAGAUUUCUGAGGAAAUUGCUUUGUAUUGUAUAUUACAAUGAUCACCGACUGAAAAUAUUGUUUUACAAUAGUUCUGUGGGGCUGUUUUUUUGUUAUUAAACAAAUAAUUUAGAUGGUG